UUUAUUUACAUAUCAUCCUAACUAUUACCAGAUUGCUCCUCGUCGUUUUCUUCUUCCUCGCUCUGUGAAUCAUCCUGUGAUUGUGUUGAAUUAUCAUCGUUCAUAGCUACGAUACCUUCAACUUCGUUGGCGGGAACGAAGUAAGAAAUGAAUUUUAUCAUUCCCGACUUACCAAUUUCAGCGGAUGCCCGUGCGCCGAUAAGGUAAUUGUACUGAUUGUGAGUGUCGUUUUUUGUUCGAUCUAGAUAGCCGUUACGAACAAGCUGUACGAGUGUACGGUCCAAAUCAUGGCGCAAAGGAAUAUGGGUGAGAACAAGAAGAGAUUGAAGAUAUGCCUUCAAAUCGCUCUCAAGAAGAGAGCCUUGUGAGAGUGCAAUUAGGGAGAGUGUAAUAAAGAGAAAAGCAGUUUGUGCGUUUUCGAGUGGCGAUCUUGGAACAGUGAAGUCCUGGUACUCGUCAGGUAAUUCGUUUCGCAGGAUCCAGUAUUUUGUGGUAGAGGCCCUCGCCGUGUUUGUUUUUCGUAAUUGAGACACUUCCAUAAACUUGCUUAAGUCAUUGCUCACAAUUUCGCACAAUUUCAUACCAAAUGUGCUGUUGAGUUUUCUGUUGGCAAGGUCUAUGACCUUGGGGAAAUAUUGACGAGGAGUGUUCGGAAGAAAAGCUUUUUGAAUGAUCUCUCUUCGGCUCAAUGGCUGUCUAGAAGCCUGUGAACAAAUAGCAAGUCGAAUUGUGUUCUUUACCAUUAAGUUCAGAUCGAUUUCGCGGUUUUGAGUAGCAACAGGAGGUUCGUACUCAUCACUACUGUCAUCAGAACGUUGUUGUUGAUUGGAAUUAGAAAGUCUUUGGGAGCGUCUAGGUGGGUGUGACACUUCUUCAUACUCGGAUCCACUUUCAUCUUCAUCAGCAACAAUUUGGGAAGCGGUCAAUCUCCUUGAACGCUGAGAAUUUGAAGAAGAUAAAUCUAUUUCAUCAUUAUCACGACUAUACCGAGUUCGUUUCCGCAUUUUCUCUUCUUAAAUUCCCCAGAUUCUCAAAAUACAGUUAUGGAUAAGGAAAGGCAUCAAGCCAGAAAAAGGUUAGACUCUCGGGACUCGAACACAUUAGCUUUUGGCUGCAUAUUUUUUGGUGGUGAGUUUAGUAAUAGAUUGAUGGUGAUUGGCGGACAGUAGGAUGCCCCGCUGAUGUCUGUUGAUGGUCUGCGACACUGACCCUGCCAGGUUGACCAUAGCCAUGCUUCCUAUAAGAAGUGCCGAUUUGAUUCUGGGAAAAUGUGUGCAUUUUAACGUGUUUCCGAAAGUUUUUAGAAGAUGGAUUUCAGCAGGAGAGUUAAAUACGCUUAAAACCUAUGCUCCAAAGCUUCGUUCCGAGCCGAUUUCAACAAAAAGCUUAAAUGGCAAUGCGAAACUGACGCGUAAAACAUCCGCUAGACGGUUCAAUUUUCCUCGAAAGAAUGUUAUUUCUAUAACUCCUGUUGCUGUAGACAAACUUAAGGAACUGCUGCUUUCUCAAGACAAGCUCUUACGGAUUGGUGUCAAGCAGAAAGGAUGUGCAGGCCAAUCAUACUCUUUCGAAUACGUGGAUCAACCUGACAAGUUUGACGAAAUUGUCGAACAAGACGGUGUUCGUGUGAUCGUUCAAAGACGAGCAUUGCUACAAAUUAUCGGAUCUUCUAUGGAUUUUAAGGAUGAUGAUUUACAGUCACGGUUUGUGUUUAGCAAUCCGAACGUAAAGUCUACUUGUGGAUGUGGUGAAUCUUUUGUUACAAAUAAUCCUUGAAUUGAUUGAGACGAUGAUGACGUGCUGACCCGUCUUCUUUUUUCUUUGGUCUCUUCAACAAAAACGAAGAUUGCCUUCUAUACAACAAGCCUUUGUUCGUGGAAUUAAAACAAAACGACUUUUAAUAAAGUUUGUUUAAUUGGGUGUUUCUCGUUUGAAAGACACUUUCUGCCCGAAUAUCGUUUUGGCUUUCUACAACGGCUUUACGAGCAACGUAGAGUGAUGUUCUCCUUCUCAUUCGUUGUACACUUAUUUAUGACUGUUUCCCUUUUCUCUUGUCCUUCAUUUUUGUCUCCUUUUCUCAAUUGAUUAAUUGUCACUUUUGAAUGCUUUUUGUUUCCAUUCUUUUCAUUACAUAUCUCCUCUUAUGAACUCAUACGGAUUUUUCCACCGCAGCGAGAGGUUUACGAUUUUUAAGAAAGGUGCGGUAUAUCCACCUGUCAAACAUAUUCCCCUAGCAAUUGGUUAGCGGAUCCUAUAAAUGUGUUUGUUUGUGAGUGUUUCUCAAUCUGUACCCAUUGAUAUUUUCUUGUUAUUCCGUGAGACAACCAGAUUCCCCAUGCUCCCAUGUUAUUGGCAAAUUUAAUGUCUGUCAAUAAGCGGUCCCCAAUGAUAGCCAAUUCUUUAGGAUGGCGGGCAUCCGUUUGCUCAAGCAAUGUGGUCAAUGCCUCACGAUAGCCUCCGGGUUUUUGCUGCGUAUGUCGGAUUACUGGGAUUUUGUUUCGUCGCUCAAAUUCUCUUGCCUGUGGAUGUUAGCUUAUCCCCGCAUACGACGCGAACGCAUUCAUCGUUCUUCGCGAUUCUUCAUACGUCGAUGCCUGUUUUGUCCUCUAAUUGUGAUCCAAUAGAAUUGCUAAAUACUACGACAUUUCUGUCGCCAUACUGGGCCUUAAGUUCAUUAAGCUUGCUCAAAUUUUUGUGAUAGAUGUCAAGCUGUUUUGAAAUAGAGAUGCAAUUAUCCUUGUCUAAAACGAUUGCUUUAAUAUUAAUUUGCUGUUUAUAUUUGUCACUUAGAACUCGGCUUAAAUCUUUAGAUAUGGUAGCAAAUGACUCAUAAAUUGCA
This is a messenger RNA of Schizosaccharomyces japonicus yFS275, 2839 nucleotides long. RefSeq names its product iron-sulfur protein I. NCBI's taxonomy places the organism in Eukaryota, Fungi, Ascomycota, Schizosaccharomycetes, Schizosaccharomycetales, Schizosaccharomycetaceae. The coding region runs from base 1192 to 1776 and encodes 194 amino acids. Gene Ontology annotation, molecular function: 2 iron, 2 sulfur cluster binding; iron-sulfur cluster binding; iron-sulfur transferase activity. Gene Ontology annotation, cellular component: mitochondrion. Gene Ontology annotation, biological process: iron-sulfur cluster assembly. The record is from RefSeq and is a predicted model, not a curated record. The transcript has a single exon.